This is a messenger RNA of Ornithodoros turicata, 2481 nucleotides long. RefSeq names its product endothelin-converting enzyme 1-like. Gene Ontology annotation, molecular function: metalloendopeptidase activity. The record is from RefSeq and is a predicted model, not a curated record. Gene Ontology annotation, cellular component: plasma membrane. The transcript is spliced from 3 exons. The coding region runs from base 81 to 2354 and encodes 757 amino acids. NCBI's taxonomy places the organism in Eukaryota, Metazoa, Arthropoda, Arachnida, Ixodida, Argasidae. Gene Ontology annotation, biological process: protein processing.
CUGCAUUUCUUCGAACCGCAUACGCCUCGUGCAGGGAACUUCAACCGUGGCUUACGAUUUUCCGAAACUCCAAUCCGAACAUGCUUCCCUACGUACCUUCUACGUCAAGCACUCGCGUCGUGGCUGUCAACAGGCCACCUCCACCAAUGACACCAGAACCAUCUGGUUAUAGAGAACUCCCAGCGGUCCAUCCUGGUUUUCAAGAUUACGCACCUCCUGCAGCACUUGCAAUCACGGCGCCUGUCCCUAGAGCACCUCUCUACGAGACCACAAUGUGUCGUCACCGUCCUCUGGUUUCAGAGGCAUCCGAAACAGAAGAAUCCACGCUCACGGACUCUGAAGAUGAACGACCUCGCAUCAACUGGUUAAGAGAGGCCUUGCUCUGCUUUUUAUGCAUUGGGUUCAUUACUGUCGCAUUAUUACUCGUGGUACUGAUAAGUUUUCAAGGCCGUACUACCAUAUGCAAAAGUUAUGCCUGCGGCGAGUACAGUCGUCUCUUAAAGGCUUCCAUGAGCAGCACGAUGAAUCCUUGUCACAACUUCUACGAAUUCGUUUGUGAAGGCUAUGAUAAGAAGCAUGAGUUGUCUGUACGAGAACAGCAGCAUCGCUACCACAUAGGUGUCGUGGAGAGCUACGCCGCCCUCCUCCGGACGCCUCCGACGAGACAGACAGCAGAACAGAAAGCGGCUAAGUUCUAUAAGACGUGUAUAGAGUUAAUGCGAGGAGAAAGGAACGAGUCCGAUGAGUUCAAGGCGUUGCUGAAGAAUAUUAAUUUCACUUGGCCACAUCACCAGGUCUACCCCGACUUACUGCGCGUGAUGGGAACCGGUCAAAUUUACCUCGGCGUCAGUCCGUUCCUCGUGGUCUUAAUAAGUCAACCAGUGGAUGAAUCAGUUCUCGUCCAUUUGGCGCCCGGGACGUUUGUGUUUGAAUGGCAGCAGAUACGACAAAGACUCAUCGAGCAAAACAAGUAUUACUCUUAUUACGCGACAGUUUAUGAAAUCAUGAGUGGCGUUAGGCCGAAUACGUCAUCAUUUUCGGAGCACAAACACGUAGAAGAUAUCAUGAUGUCUCGUUUAGCCGUAAGCCCACCAGAGAGAACGACAGUGCACCUGUCUGAAUCAGAGUUCAAAGAUGCCGUCACGACGUACGAAUUCUCUCGGUGGAGAACGCUGCUGAACUCGUUGUUUAACAUCGCUCAAUACAAGACCUUAGCUGUGAGUGUUGCCAGUCUCCCUUUCUUGACAGGCCUCAAUGACGUGAUGGCACAAUUGUCAGAGGCGGAUAUGACACUGUUGUACGAAUGGGCAGUGUUGUAUGAAUUAGGCCUAUACUUCUUUCCAGAGCUGGCCAUCCUAGCUUUUGGAUCACCAUCGGCUGCUAGUGAAGCGGGUUGCUUGCGUUGCUAUGUGCACGUAGAGCGCUACAUGAGUAGUGCAUUGUCCCACGCUUACGUCAAGGCCAGCGUCUCACCUAGCACCUACGGAGUCGUCAAGGACAUGAUCCUGGAAAUCAAACACCAAACUGCAAGACGCUUGCAAGGCCUCCGCAGAUUCACAUUCGACUACGCCCUCUAUUGGAGCAGCAAAGAACAGACGGAUAUAUUUGGUUAUUACGAUAUCCACUCUAUGUACCUCAUGGUGCUUUCAGGCAUGUACCCAGAUAUGGGUGACUUAUUCCUCAAGAAUCACAUUAAUGCAGCCACAGUAUGGAGAGGAUGGGCUCAUCCGAAACUGUUCGACCGAUCCUACUUGCAAGACAGAGACCCUUACAACUUGUACCAUCAUGAUGUAAAAAAGAUAUUUGUUUCGCCGGUUGCCCUCAUGCUCCCACUGUUCGCUAUGGAAACGACUUUCGCACUGAAGUAUGGUGGACUGGGGGCUCUCAUAUCAACAGCGUUGUUUGAAGAUAUCUACGUCAACGCUCUUGCGAACAUGACGGACGUAGAUAGAGAGUCGUUCAUUAUUGUUCGCGACUGCCUCGGCGGUGGAGCGAACGAUUCACACGUUACCGAGUCUGACAGAGCAGUCUACAUGGCAGCGUCAAAUAACGCUCUGUGGGACGCAUACCGUGCAGCGGAAAGCAGCCUGCAGCGUCGUCCGCCCUGGAUCAUUCGGACUUUUCCUCGACUAGCGUCUCUGUUUGGAGAUCAGGAAGAGAGGAUUUUGGGAUUGCCUGAGUAUAGUGCGGACCACCUGUUUUUUAUAAUAGCGUGCUACAUCAACUGCGGUGGUACCAAGGAAAAAUACCAGGAUGUAUGCAAUGUUAUGGCAAGAAAUAGCAGAAGGUUUUCUGAAGCAUUUAGGUGCCCUAUCGAUAGUCCCAUGAAUCCCGUGCAAAAAUGUGGGUUGUAAUCGUCGCAUAGGAUGUAUAUAUGUCAUUGCACGGUCACCAAACUUGACCCCAUGAGAUGCAGAUAAUCCCUCAUUGUACAACUGUUAUGUAAAUGUGUUUCUCAGGAAAGAUAUUGAUGAAAAUGGA